CAAGCACGCGCAGAUAAACCAACCUUCCACUCCUUAUUAUUCAUUUCCUUUCCUUUCCUUUCCUUUAUUACUAAUAAUAAUCAUUUUCAUUUAUUCAAACAUUCCAAACAAACGCCACACACACACACACACACACACACACACCAGAUGUGUGACCACGAUGACUGGGUCAACCUCGCCAUGGCCGAUGACUCCACCGUCGCCGGCCUCCUCCUCAACCUCCACCACCGCCCUCAUCCUCACCUCCACUGGACCGUCCGCCAGCGCCGCUCCACGCACAAAACCUCCCCCGCCACCACCAGGGCCAGCCCCACCACUCCCCUCUCCUGGAGCGGCGCCGCCACGUCAGUCAGCUGCGGCGCAAACAACGUCGAUAGCCACGAGGAGGAGUCUAGCCACCUCACAAAACAUGCCGGAGCAUCAAGAUCUGAUAAGGUUGCUAAUCCAAGUGAAACAGUCACUACUAAAAAGGCAAGAAGAAAAAAGACUUUAGCUGAAUUAAAAGAGGAGGAGAGUUUGUUGUUGAAAGAAAGGAGAAAUUUGAAAAAUGAACUGGCAUCUUUGCGUAUUACUGUUGACCAACAGAUAGCCACAAAUGAAAGCUUAAAGAAAAUGAAGCUUGAUUUGGACUUGCGACAGAACUCAAAUACAACUACAACCUCCGAAGUGUCUGGGAAAGUUAUCUAUGGCCGCCCAUCUCAGUUUAUGGAGGCAGAGUGUCGUCCAUCUAAUUCAGUCUACCCAAAAAUUGUCACACAUGAGGUUCUUGAUCACGAUUCACUUGUUUACGCAGCAAAUGCUUCUUCAAAAGCACAAGAGAUUGGUAAUCAAGAAUCUACAUUCAUACUCCCGGAUCUAAACUUGCCUGUGGAGGAGGAUUUCAGCAUCAAUGCCAUGCAUUGAAUUAGCUAAUAAAUGAUUAGAUCAAUAGUGAUAUUCUGCAUACUGAUAAGUUAUUAAGUUAGACCAAGGUAAUCUUACAAUAUUUCUAAGAGAGGACCACUAAUAAUACUUACUUUAACCCUCUCUUUGAAAUAUUUUUAUUAGUUGAAAUCCAUAUGGGUUCCACUAAAUUGGGAAUGAGGCUCUUGUAAUUUAAUGAAUCCCAUAUGAAAUUCAGCUAAUAAAGGAGAAAAAUGUUGAAAAUGAAGUGUUAAAGUAAGGGUUGGUGGCAUUUCUCAUGCCUAAUAAGGUAUAGCACCUCAAUCCUAACAACUUAGGCUCUGCUAAUGUAAUUGUAGAUGCUAAGCCAUUCACUUUCCCACUUAGUCAAAACUAAUGUGGAUUUUUUUUUUUUUUAAUUCUUGAUGACACUGAGGGUAGUGUAGAAAUCUUAACAUGUCAAGCUUAGUUCCAUUUAUCUCUAUUCACAGAUUUCUACAUUGUCCAAAUUUCUUUCGGCAACCCCAAUCCUCUUCUUUAUCAUAGAAAUAUUUACCGAUUAAUGUAAUAUUAUGUGUUCUACAGAUAAUCCAAAAACUUUGGUUAUUGUAGCGAGGUUUUCUACAUCUUUCAUGAUUUGUUUAAUUGUUGAUUCUCUUGAAAUUUAAAAGCUUGUUAUGUGCGUUGAAGGAUUUAUAGCUAGUGUACCCGAGCACGAGUCCUUCCAUUUUUAUAUGAUUCAUAUUCCCAUCUAAUUAUGUUAGUUAGUUUUCUGUUAUAAUAGCUAUAUAUCUAUUAUUAGUUAAUUAUUAUGGCUGUUAUACAUUUGGUUAGUUGUACACUAAGUACAAAUACUCAGUAAGAAAAUCAAUGCAACAACUCUAUUCCAUUUUCAUCAAAUGAUCAUAUUCAAUAUGGUAUCAGAAUCAGACUAUCAGUGAUCUCUUAGCAAUCACUGCAAAUUUUUCAAAACUGAUUUGCUUCUUCUUAAAGCUUCUCUUCUUGGUCAUAGCUUUGAAGAAUUUCUCCAAUCCGUUUUUGUUCCAUCACUCUAAUGCCUUGGUCUGGUGAUAGUUUCGGAACCUCUUACUGGAUCUGCUAAUUAGAAUGAAUGGAGCAUGGUCAUGCUUGUUGUGCUCUCAGUAAAAACACAGAUAGUAGGUGGUUUGAUAUGGGCGAACGUAGUUGUUAUGUAAUUGGGCUAACUAAUAUUCUGUACUUAAUGGGCCGGGUCACCCAUGAUCCUUCCGGAUUAAAAACCCAAGCUAUAAAUAAAGGCACCACCCAAGCGGUGGGGGGACCCUAUCAUUUUUACA
Messenger RNA from Lotus japonicus, 2198 nucleotides. RefSeq lists its product as uncharacterized. NCBI's taxonomy places the organism in Eukaryota, Viridiplantae, Streptophyta, Magnoliopsida, Fabales, Fabaceae. The transcript is spliced from 5 exons. Bases 148 to 903 code for a protein of 251 amino acids. The record is from RefSeq and is a predicted model, not a curated record.